UCACCCGGAAUACACUCCACUUCACUUCCUACAUGUCCACACACUCACACACACUCUCAGCUGCUUUAACUUCAGCUUUUCUGCGCUGUUGGUGCAGAUUUGAAGCGUCGCUGCGCUUCUUCCAGCCUGUCUCACCUCCAGCUGUCUGUCUGUCUGUCACUUCUCUGUUUUGGUUCCUUUAGCGGAUAAUUGCAACAUGUCGGUGGCUUUAAUGAGUUAAUUAGCGCGUGACGUUGAUCCCGACUCAUUAAUUAACCGAGCAGCUUCCUCGCGACGCAGCUGGAAGACUUCCCGGACCGCCGGGGACCCGCGGGGUCCGGUGCGCCGCCGUUACUCCUGGAGAUUUACAGCCGUGAUCGAGCUCUGACAUGCGGCCGUUAAUCACCGGAGCUGCGGUGCUAACCGGAGGGUGAGUGUGUGUGAGUCAUCAGCAGUCUGUCACACACACACACACACACACACACACACACACACACACACACACACACACACACACACAGUAAACACACACAGAGACCCGGGGUACCCCCAAAGUCCCGUCCGGCCAGUGGACCCGCCCACCCAGUGCAGCUCCGCCCGCCGCCGGGACGCUCAGCUGGACAACCCCGACUGGUUCAUCCCGACCAGGAGACACCGAGCAGACCCUCCCGACCUGCUGCCAAUGGCGUGCUUCGUCUUCACCCUCUUCUUCCUCGUGGUCUUCAGGAUACCUGCCAGUCUGUCCAGUGACCCGUCAGAGCCCAUGUGUUACGACUGGGGGGAGUCCCGUGAGGGGUCGGUCUCAGUCCUGGAGGGGGAGGCCGGUUGGCUCUCUUGUCCUCUUUUCUUUCACCCCUCUGUCUACAACUACACCUCCACCCAGAGCGCUGGACACAACCUCUUCUGGUACCACGUCCCUGAGGGUCAAGACCUGGAACAGCCAAUCAGGAACAGCUCGCGGCUCAGUAAAGACAGAGAGCGACUGUGGUUGCAGCCGGCCGUCGCCACGGACACCGGACAGUACAUCUGCAUGCUCCGUAACAAGUCGUCCUGCAGUAAGAUUGCCAUGCGUCUGAAGGUGUUGCGGCCUGACGAGGUGACCCGUGGUGCGGACUGCGCGCCUCCUGUUGCCAUGGCGACAACUCACAUGACCAUCGCUCUGCAGGGCGGCGGGGUGCUGGACUGUCCUAACCUGCAAGACGCCAAAAAGAUUGCGGACAGCGAGCCGACUGUCACCUGGCACCAUGUGAAACCGGACAGCUUGCGGUGUGAAAAGGAUCUGUUCUGGCACAACCGGCAGCAGAAAGGAGCCAGUCUGCAGGUUCACGUCAUGAUGGACUCGUAUCAGGGUUUAUAUUUCUGUACGGUCCAGUUCCAGAGGAAAGGCCAGAUCCUGAACUUCACCCGGAGCAUCAACGUCAGCGCAGUCUAUCCUCCUUUUCUGCCCAAAGAGCCCAGCAUCCUCCACCCAGCUAAAGACCAGGUCUUCAUCGUCAAACAGGACACGGAGGUGCGCCUGGUGUGCAGAGGUCUGUUCCCCUACCUGGACUCUCCGAGGGAGAUCUGGUGGACGGUCGAUGGGAAGACGCUGGACAAACUUCACGACCAUCAUCGAUUCUCCAAAAGCAACAGACAGGUGAAGUACGAGUACGGGGACCGGACGGAGGAGAGCGUGCUGCUGAUCCAGGACUUCCAGUCCGAAGACCUGAACAGAGAGUAUAACUGCUCCGUCAGGAACGAGCGAGGCUUCGAGACCCGCAGAGCUCAGCUGAAGGAGGAAGUGUCGCUGCCGUCGGUGGAGCUGGGCUGUGGUCUCGGCGUGACCCUGGUCCUCAUGCUGCUUCUCUUCGUGGUUUAUCACGUCUUCUGGUUGGAGCUCCUGCUGCUCUAUCGCUCGUGGUUCGGCACCGAUGAGCGUCACACAGAUGAUAAGGAGUAUGACGUGUACAUCUCGUAUGCGAGGAACGGCGAGGAGGAGCACUUUGUUCUGUCGACGCUUCGCAGCGUCCUGGAGAACGAACUCGGAUACUCCGUGUGUAUCUUCGACAGAGACAGUCUGCCUGGAGGGACCAUCACAGACGAGACUCUGAGUUUCGUGGCCCGUAGCCGGCGCCUCCUGGUGGUCAUUAGCCCAGGAUAUGCCUCUCAGGGCUCGCAGGCCCUGCUGGAGCUGAAGGCCGGCAUCGACAGCAUGGCGCUAGAAGGGCACCUGCGGGUGAUCCUGAUCCAGUACAAACCGGUUCGGAGGCAGGGCUGGGUCAGAGAGCUGAGGAGGGCCCGGGUGGCCCUGGCGCUGGUCCGAUGGCAGGGGGACAAGUCCAGGGAGCUGACGUCCCGCUUCUGGAAGAGGCUGAGGGUGGAGUUACCUGUGAGGAGGGUUAGCAUCAGGGAGGAGGACGGGAGCAGUAAGGACGUGUCCUUAAUGAGGCUGCACAGUCAGAACAGUACAAACUCCCAAACAGGCCUCAUCACCAGCACGAUCAAAGACCCGCAGAAAGUCCUGAACUCUGCAGCGUAGCCCUGACGGGGGGGCUGCAACUCAGGACUUUACUACAAACUGUCAUUUUUCCGGUGCCUCAAUAAUUAGUAUUUUUCUAUAAAUUCUUUGUUUGCAUUGAGCGAGGCGACACUCCCUCCAACAGCUGUUGAGAUAUUUCAAACCCAUGUUGGUGCUAGAAGACGAGUCAGAGGGUCAGUGGAGUCGGUAGGGUUCAUCCUCUGAGGAGCAGACUAACAUGGCCUCGCUGGAGCCACGGCUAAAAACCAGCUACAUGUCCUCAGUGCCUCGGUGUGUCAUGAUGUGUUCUGGUGACAAACAACUGAAACCAAAGUUUAUCAUCCUGUCAGCAGUCAGUUUUCAUGGUCCUUCAUCCCACCUCACACCUGUUGUUAGCAAGCAUUAGUUCAUUUGCUAGAAAACAUUAUCUCAUUAGCUAAAAUGCUAAUUCAUUACAAGCACAAUGUGAAAGCCAUCCUGAUGAUUCAUCUGGAGAGUUUGUCCAGACGGCUCACAGGUCAAAGACGUUAAGAAGGAAAACAGCGGGGACAUGAAACGCUCCUCGUCAGCUCCUCAUCAGAGAUGAAGAGCGAACAAAACAGCAGGAUAAAAACCUGCAGUGCUUCUCAGAUUAACGCCGUGUCCUCUCAUAAUCAGCAUCAUGACCACGAAUCACUUUUCAUCUGCACACUACCGUCAUCCUUUCUAUCACUGCAGCAUCUGUCGAGAUGCUGUGUUCCCUUUAAGAAGACCAGCAGGAGUUUUGUGUUGAACUGGCCCAACCUGGACCGUAUGUGUCUGUCUGAAGUCAAUCCAGGCAAAAACAGAAACCAAGACAUCAAUAGAAAACAGUGACCCUGUCGGGACCAGCAGUCUUCAUGGGGUCUAAUAAAGUCUGAGAGAGAGGACCAAUGAGCAGAGGAUUAUUAUUGGCCGACAGGUGCUGACAGUCUGUCUACGUAGAUGCUUUAAAUGUAUUUAUUCAGUCCUUUUUAUUGGCCUCAGUCUUGCAUUUCUGUGUGUUUUGUGAAAGAAAGAGACUGAGAAUAGAAAUAAAUGCUUCGGGUCGCAGUUACGUCUGCGAGAUGCAGCUGAACACAAGCCUGAAUGCAGCAUCUGCAUUCACCUCGCUGGUGCUUUGGAGUCCAGAUGUGGCGGCCUGGUGGAGAUCUGCACUCCUCCUGUUCUAUUCAGUCAGUAUGCCGACAAUAAAUCAGCUAUAUCGACUUAUAUUUCCUUUGUUAUUUGUGAUUAACACUUUAAAAAGACGUUUGUAAUGAGAGAAUGUUUCCUGCACUUUGAUCAUCUCUGUUUUACCACAUUUCAUCUGUUUUGAAUAAAUGAAUUUUUC
Molecule: messenger RNA, 3827 nt
Organism: Chelmon rostratus (copperband butterflyfish)
Lineage: Eukaryota; Metazoa; Chordata; Actinopteri; Chaetodontiformes; Chaetodontidae
Product: interleukin-1 receptor accessory protein
Exons: 12
Coding region: 662-2497 (611 amino acids)
Biological process (GO): signal transduction
Source: RefSeq, a predicted model, not a curated record